Messenger RNA from Pezoporus flaviventris, 2942 nucleotides. RefSeq names its product phosphatidylinositol 4-kinase type 2 alpha (gene PI4K2A). Bases 101 to 1504 code for a protein of 467 amino acids. The record is from RefSeq and is a predicted model, not a curated record. Gene Ontology annotation, biological process: phosphatidylinositol phosphate biosynthetic process; endosome organization; Golgi organization. Lineage: Eukaryota; Metazoa; Chordata; Aves; Psittaciformes; Psittacidae. Gene Ontology annotation, molecular function: 1-phosphatidylinositol 4-kinase activity. The transcript has 9 exons. Gene Ontology annotation, cellular component: endosome; lysosomal membrane; plasma membrane.
GUGUGGGCGUGGCGGGGGGCGGAGCAGCCCCUGGGGCGCGGUGACGUGAGCGGAAGCUGCAGGCGCGGGUGUCGCGGCGAGGCCGGGCCGGGCGGGUGCGAUGGACGAGACGAGCCCGCUGGUGUCUCCGGAGCGGGCUCAGGCCCCCGACUACGGGCUGCCGGGGGCGGCCGUGCGCACCCUCCCGCCCGCCGCUCCCCCACCGCCGCCUUCCCCUCCCGGCUCCCCCGGAGGCCGCGACCGAGAGCGGCAGCCGCUGCUGGAGCGAGGGGCGCGGGGCCCGGCGGCGGCGCAGGCCCAGGCGCAGGCCCAAGCGGCAGCGCAGGCUCAGGCCCAGGCGGCGGCGGCGGCGGCGCAGCGGGAGCGCAAUGAUUUCCCCGAGGACCCCGAGUUCGCGGAGGUGGUGCGGUGCGCCGAGCUGGCCAGCGAGCGCGGCAUCUUCCCCGAGCGCAUCUCGCAGGGCUCCAGUGGCAGCUACUUCGUCAAGGACCCGCAGGGGAAAAUCAUUGGUGUCUUCAAGCCCAAGAAUGAGGAACCCUAUGGGCAGCUGAACCCCAAGUGGACCAAGUGGCUGCAGAAGUUGUGCUGCCCAUGCUGCUUUGGGAGAGAUUGCCUCGUCCUCAACCAGGGUUACCUGUCGGAGGCGGGUGCCAGCCUGGUGGACCAGAAACUGGAACUCAACAUUGUUCCCCGCACAAAGGUGGUGUAUCUGGCCAGCGAGACCUUUAACUACAGUGCCAUCGACAGGGUGAAGUCCCGGGGUAAGAGGCUGGCCCUGGAGAAGGUGCCGAAAGUCGGCCAGCGCUUCAACCGCAUUGGUUUGCCACCCAAGGUGGGCUCCUUUCAGCUCUUUGUGGAAGGCUACAAGGAUGCUGACUACUGGCUGCGGCGGUUCGAAGCUGAGCCACUCCCGGAGAACACCAACCGGCAGCUGCUGCUGCAGUUUGAGCGGCUUGUGGUACUGGACUAUAUCAUCAGGAACACAGAUCGGGGCAAUGACAACUGGCUCAUCAAGUACGACUGUCCCCUGGACAGCGCAGGCGUGCGGGACAGUGACUGGGUGGUGGUGAAGGAGCCCAUCAUCAAGCUGGCUGCUAUAGACAACGGUUUGGCCUUUCCCUUGAAACACCCAGACUCCUGGAGAGCAUAUCCAUUCUACUGGGCAUGGUUGCCCCAGGCCAAAAUCCCCUUUUCACAGGAGAUCAAGGACCUGAUUCUUCCCAAGAUCUCAGACCCCAACUUUGUCAAGGACCUGGAGGAAGAUCUGUAUGAGCUCUUCAAGAAAGACCCUGGCUUUGACAGGGGACAGUUUCACAAGCAGAUUGCAGUCAUGAGGGGCCAGAUCCUGAACCUGACUCAAGCGCUGAAGGAUGGGAAGAGCCCCCUGCACCUGGUUCAGAUGCCGCCUGUGAUUGUGGAAACGGCGCGUUCCCACCAGCGCACCGCCAGCGAGUCCUACACGCAGAGCUUCCAAAGUCGGAAGCCUUUCUUCUCCUGGUGGUAGCCAUGGGAGCUACAGACAGGGCUUGGCUGCCUCGGACUGGCAUUGCGAGAGGAGCUGAGCCACUGCUGGCUCCCGUGGCUGGGACUCGACCUUCUGGGUCGAGUGUGGCUGGAGGAACCUGCAGCUGAACUGGAGGAGCCAGGCAGGUCGGGCAUGGUCCCUCCUCAGCUCCGUUUGGAGCUCAGUGCCCUGUCUGGGGCAGAGCCCAGGGGAAGGAGUGGGAAUCCUCUGGGAGCUGUGGUGUGGCUGGGACCCUGCCCCUCCCUCGGCCUGCAUGCUGUUCUGAGCACCCCUGCUUGGGGCUGGGAUGAGCAGGCUGCCUGGACCAGUAUCCAUCCAGGCCUUCACACCAGCCACUGGCCCCUUUCACACCGUGCUGGCUGCUGGGCUUGGAAGGCCUGUAGCAGGUUGUCCACCCCUCCCUUGGCCUGAGGGUGUGCUUGUACUUCACUGUCCCUCCUCUGCCCCAACCCUGUGCACGCUGCUUUCCUCAGGGGGAGUUCCUGCUGCCCACUGGCGCAGUAGGGACCACAACGAACGGCUGUUCUCUGGCUGGGGGCUCGAGGAGGGAAGGGAUGAGGGACAACUCACAGGGCUGGCUUGGGUUCAGUUAGAAACUAUGGGGAAAGAGGUGUUGACUUGUCCUUGUGAGAAACAUGUGGUCCUGGGAGGGGCUGUAGCUUUGAGCCACCCUCCACAGCUGGAGAGGGCUGAGGGUGGGUGCAAGCACUUUCUCCCCUUUUGCUGCCCUGGUCCAUCCCUCCUGCCAGGUCUCCACAGCUGCUCUUGCUUGGCUUUUGCCCCUGCUCCCAGCAAGCUCUCUGGCUGCUGUGCAGCCAGCAUGGUGCCAGCCUUGUCUGUGCCUAGGGCCCCCUCGAGGGGCAGGGGACUUCUGGGGAAGGGCCAGCGUGGCUUUUCUGCUACAUGGGAGGGAGGUGUGAUGGGAGCAUGGGGGAGGGGGAAAAGGUGUGCUCCUGGUUGUCCUGGUGCUGACAAUCCCACAGGCCUGCUGUGGGGGUGACGCCCUGUGCCCCUCACUCCCCAGAAGCUGCUGAGCUCGUGUUGUAUGAACAGUACCAGGGCUGCUGCCUGCAUUUGCUUGCCUUGAGCUGCAGCUUCUCCUGCUGCCAGGGGAAGCUGGGGUUGGGGCUCAGUGUCCUGCUAGCUCAUCUUUGAGUGUUGGGGGAGAAUGAAGGCAGGUUGGGGAUCUGCUGCUUGAGCCUGGGAGGGGAGAGCUCCCUUGGCUCCUGUGCAGGGAGGGCGCUCAGCAAUAGCUGUGCAAGCACAGGGUGGGCAGCAGCAAGACCCCAGCUUCCUGGCUAGGCCCAGCUGCAUCUCCAACUGACCCAAAAUGUAUUGUUCUAAUGCACUGUAGAAAUGUAUGUAAUGUAUUUAAACCAUGCAACCGUCUGAAUAACAGAGCUGCCGUUCAGCUGGA